AUGAAAGCUAUACAAUGGGAUAAAUCCAAUCUUACACUAGGUCAAGUCCAGAAACCUAAAAUAGCUGGAGAUGAAGUCCUCGUGGAAAUAGCUUAUUCCGGUGUAUGUGGAUCUGAUCUUCACAUUCUCGAUAACGAAAUUGGUAUUCCUGUUGAUAAUCUCAUUAUUGGUCACGAAAUUACAGGGACGGUUGUGGAAGUAGGUCCUGAGGUCAAGCACAUCAAGCUACAGCAAAGAGUUUCCGUGGAUGUCAACCCCCACUGUACCUGUUGCACUUUUUGCCAAGUUGGCAAGAGGAACUACUGCCACGAGACAUUUAGAAAAUGCAUAGGAAUAGGCGAGGAUGGUGGAUUUGCCGAAUUCUGUCGUGUUCAAUCCAGACAAGCAAUACCAAUACCAAAUUCUUUGCCAUUCGACAAGUCGGUCCUGCUUGAACCUAUGGGCUGUGUAAUUCAUGGUUACGAAACGGUCUCUCCCAUUGAAGACGGUAGCAAGAUUUUAAUUAUGGGAGCUGGAAUCUAUGGGUUGCUCUGGACAUGUAUGUUUCAUCAUCGAGGAUUCAGACAUGUUACAGUAUUGGAGGUUUCAACUGAGCGGUUGAAUAUUGGUAAAGGCUUACAACUGGGCUUUGAUUUCUGCCAUCCUGAUGAUUUUAAGACAUCCAAUCAACGGUUUGACAUCGCUGUGGAUUGCACUGGAAACACCACAGCCAUAGAACUAAGCCUCGGUUUCUUGAAUCCUGGUGGAAAACUGCUUCUUUUUGGACUGACACCUAUGGACGCCGAUAUCAAGCUGAAACCAUUCGAAAUAGUCAACAAAGAGAUCAAAAUUUUCGGCACUGCCUUUAGUCCAUUUUGUUUCCCCAAGAGCGUGAGUCUUGUCAGUGACAUGGCGGAUAAAUAUCUGAACUAUGGAAAGCUUGGAAUAGAAAUAUUCAAAUUAGAGCAAUAUGAACAGGCCUUUAACAAAUUGAGAGAAAAGAAAAUUUCCAAGGCAGUAUUCGAGAUUAAAAAGUAA
Messenger RNA from Lottia gigantea (owl limpet), 1017 nucleotides. RefSeq lists its product as hypothetical. The transcript has a single exon. The coding region runs from base 1 to 1017 and encodes 338 amino acids. Gene Ontology annotation, molecular function: oxidoreductase activity; zinc ion binding. The record is from RefSeq and is a predicted model, not a curated record. Lineage: Eukaryota; Metazoa; Mollusca; Gastropoda; Lottiidae.